This is a messenger RNA of Echinococcus granulosus, 183 nucleotides long. RefSeq lists its product as hypothetical. The record is from RefSeq and is a predicted model, not a curated record. Lineage: Eukaryota; Metazoa; Platyhelminthes; Cestoda; Cyclophyllidea; Taeniidae. Bases 1 to 183 code for a protein of 60 amino acids. The transcript has 2 exons.
AUGGGGAUGGACUGUAUUCCUGUGACUGAUCUUGCCCACAUCGAAGAGGAGAUCUUCUAUACAGCCAAUUUUGUGACAUGUGACAACCUAUUCGGUGAGUUCGAUUUGAUACUGCGUAAAAGUCUGGAACUGAAGGAGUAUCAGCCACUCUUCCGUGACCUGCACUAUCGUAAGAGUCGAUAA